Cordyceps militaris CM01 is the source of this 612-nucleotide messenger RNA. RefSeq names its product phosphatase, putative. The record is from RefSeq and is a predicted model, not a curated record. NCBI's taxonomy places the organism in Eukaryota, Fungi, Ascomycota, Sordariomycetes, Hypocreales, Cordycipitaceae. The transcript has a single exon. Gene Ontology annotation, biological process: peptidyl-glutamate ADP-deribosylation. Bases 1 to 612 code for a protein of 203 amino acids.
AUGUCCGCAACCGAUCUCCAAGUCAAAACCGUCCGUUUGUCGCUUCGCGAACUGCCUCCAAACAGCCACCUCGUGCACGCGACCAACUGCCUCGCGACAUGGGGCUCCGGCAUCGCCGCCGAGCUGGCGAAGCUCUUCCCCGACGCCUGCGCCGUCUACAAGGCCUUUUGCCACGCCGCUAAGCCCCGCACCGCCGGCGACGACCGCUGGCCGCCGCGGAGCCUGGCCGGGCAGUGCCUCGUGAUUCCGCCGCAGCCGCGCGAUGUGGCGCGGGGCGCGCCGCGCGUGCACAUUGUGUGCCUCUUUACGUCGUACGGCUACGGUAUGCCUAACCGGCGGACAGGGAGGCCGGGUCGGGAUGUGGCGGACAGGAUUGUGCGGCAGACGCGGGCGAGCCUGCGGGCGUUUCGGCGGACACUGGACCAGGACGCACAGGUAGUCGCGGGCGCGGCCGCAGGUCGGGACGUGGCCGUCUACUCGCCCAUGUUCAACUCGGGCGCGUUUCGCGUGCCGUGGCAAAGGACGCUCGAGGUGAUUGAGGAGGAGUUCGCGGGCGCGAAGGCAACCUGGACGGUGGUGCUGCAACCGGCGCAACGAAGACGCCAAGCGUAA